This is a messenger RNA of Auxenochlorella protothecoides, 4182 nucleotides long. RefSeq names its product Transcription elongation factor spt6. The transcript has 18 exons. The record is from RefSeq and is a predicted model, not a curated record. NCBI's taxonomy places the organism in Eukaryota, Viridiplantae, Chlorophyta, Trebouxiophyceae, Chlorellales, Chlorellaceae. Gene Ontology annotation, molecular function: nucleic acid binding; nucleosome binding; histone binding. Gene Ontology annotation, biological process: mRNA transcription by RNA polymerase II; nucleosome organization; transcription elongation-coupled chromatin remodeling. Gene Ontology annotation, cellular component: transcription elongation factor complex. The coding region runs from base 1 to 4182 and encodes 1393 amino acids.
AUGAGUGACCUGCUGGACGAUCGAGCGGGGGUGGAGGAGGUGACAGAGAAGGAGCGACCCGCCGGCUCUGAGGAUGAGGACGAGGACGAAGAUGAGGACUUUGAGGAUGGGGACGAGACCAAGGAAGGAGCUUCGGGCCAGGACAGCAGCGAAGAAGAGGAGGGUCCCGAUGACUACGAUUACGACGAUAAGUUCCUAGUGCGAGAGGACGAGGACGAGGAUGGCGAUGGCGCAGCAGAGGGCGAGGCCCAGCCCCCCGCCGGCGCCGCCAAGCACGCCAAGAAGAAACGACGGCACCGGGAGCUUGUGCUGGAGGACGACGACUACGACCUGCUGGAAGAGAACACGGGGAUCCGGAGAGCCCGCCCCGCCGCCCAUCGCCGCAUCAAGAAAGCGCGGGAUGCGGACCGGGGCCUGGGCCGCGAGGGCGGCGCCCAGGCCCUGCAGGAGGAGCUCUUUGGCGCCGAGCUGGAAGUGAGGGGGAGAGGCGAGUUUUGUCUGGAUGAGGCCAACGACAUCUUCGGGGACGUGUCGGACCUGCUGGCGAUGUACGAGGACCGCAAGGCGGCCGGGGCCCGGGAGGCCGGGGAGGAGGCGCUGGACGAGGGUGCCGAGGAGGUGGAUGCCGAGGAAUUCAGCGAUGAGGAGGUCGCCGAGGCCCUGAGGCUGCAGCGUCGCCACUUCCUGACGGCGCGCGACGACGCCAUCCGCGACGCGGACCUGCCGGAGCGCCUGCAGCUGGCGGACGACCCCACGCCGCGCGACUGGGACCUGGGCGCCUGCGCGGCCUGGGUCACGGCGCGGCUGGCGGAGGACCCGGGCGUGGCGGGGCAGCUGGUGCGCGCCGGAGUGCGCGAGGUGGAGGGCCCGCCCCCGGCCUGGCAUGGCGGCGAGGCCUGGCGCGCCGGCGAGCUGGAGGGCGGCCUGCGCUCCACCGCCGACCGGCGCGGGCUGUAUGCAGGGCACGAACGUGGCGAGGAGGGCGCGGCGCGCGGCCUGCCCCCCGGCGCGCUGCCCGCGCUGAACGAUGCGGUGGCGGCGGCGCUGGAGGAGGUGUACCAUCGCCACCGCGAGGUGCCCACCAUUGGCAUGUACGCCAAGGAGCGCGUGGCGGAGCUCCUGGUCCUGCGCCGCACCGACGAGCCCUACUUCACCAAGGAGGACGAGGCCAGCCGGACGUACCCGGCCGGCAGCAUCCAGCCGCGCGACCGCGUCAUCCGGCGCUGGGACGUGCUGCACGCCGUGCACGACCUGGCGCGGCGCUGGCGCGCGCUGGCGCGCCUGCGCGCAGCACGCGCGGCCGCGUACGAGGCGGCGCUGGCGUCCGCGAGCGACGCGGACGAGGCGGCCGGCAUCUCGCAGUGCCUGGAGCGCCUGGCAGAGGCCCAGGACCGGGAGGGCGUGGAGGACGUGGACGCGCGCUUCCGCCAGCUGACGCUGCGCGGAGAUGCCGGUGCGCCGGCCGCGCCGCGCCUGGACGACGCAGGCGGCGACGCGGCCUCGGCGGCGCGCCGCCCGCGCGCCGCGCAGAAAGCCGGCGGCUACGACCUGCUGCGCCGCGCGGGGCUGGCGGCCGCGGUGCCGCGCUUCGCCUUCACCUCCGCCCAGCUGGCAGAGUACCUGGCGCAGGGCUUCGUGCCGGCGGGCGCCGAGCCGCCGGACCCCCCCGUAUCGCCCGCGGAGUUCGCCCUGGAGUACCUGGCCCCCGACCUGGGCUUCGCCAGCGGCGAGGCGGCGCUGGGCGGCAUCGUGCGCGCCGCGGCGGCACAGCUGGCGGCGGAGCCGGUGGUGCGCGCGCACGCGCGCGCGCACCACUGGCGCGCCUGCACGCUGUCCACCUUCCCCACGCCCGCGGGGGAGGGCGCGCUGGAGCCCACCCACCCGCUGGCGCUGGCCAAGCGCCUGCGCGGCAAGCCGCUAGCAUCCUUCGCCGGCUCCGACCUGUACGCGCGGGUGGCCGCCGCGGAGCGCGCGGGCCUGGUCACCGUGAGCCUGGACGUGGCGGGGGGCGCGGGCGCGCUGACCGCCGCGCUGGAGGCGGUGUACCUGUCGGGCCGACUGGCGCCCGUGGCGCGCGAGUGGGAGGCGCUGCGCCUGCGCGACGAGGAGGUGCCGGAGGGCGAGCGGCGCGUGGUGGGCGCGGUAUGGGGCCCGGGCACGCCGCCCACGACCCUGGUGGCACUGGACCCGGCCGGCGCGCUGGUGGACUGGCUGCACUGCCCGCAGUGGAGCGGCGCGGUGCCGCGGCGCCGUGGCGCGGCCGGCCCCUCCGACGACCCCUUCGCGGACCCGCGGCGCGCGGGCGACGCCGCGCGCGUGCGCGCCUUCCUGGAGGCCCACGACCCGCACCUGCUGGCCGUGGGCGCAGGACAUCCCGAGGCGCGCGGCCUGCACGCUGACCUGGCGGGCGUGCUGGACAGCGUGCUGGUGCACGCCCCCGGGUCACGCCUGGCAUCGGGCCUGGCCCUGGUCUGGGCCGACGAGCGCGUGGCAGCGGCCUGGGAGGGCAGCGCGGCGGCGCACGCGGAGCUGCCGACCGCGGCGGGGGUGGCGCUGGAGGAGGCAUUUGCCGAGCCGCGGCACGUGGAGGCGCUGCGCCUGUCGCGCCUGGCCGAGGCGCUGGCGGGGGAGGGGGGCGAGGGCGCGGGCCCGCCACCGGGGCUGGCCACCCUCAUCGACAUCCAGUUCGAGUUCGCGCGGCCCUACGGCGAGCUCCGGCCCAAGGCCAAGCGCCUGAAGGAGGAGGAGCUGUUCUGGCUGUGCCUGGGCGAAACGCCCGAGACCCUGGCGGCAGGCAAGAAGGUGGAGGCGCGCGUGCGGUAUGUCACUGCUGGCGUGGCCUUUGUCAGCCUGCCCGACCUGGGGAACAUCGACGCGACCAUCCAAGCUGGCAACGUGUCCGGCAGCCACGGCGAGGUGGACUGCCGCGACUUUAUGAAACAGGGCGACAACCUGACGGCCAGGAUCAUCUUCCUGGACCCGGCGGAGUGGAGGAUAGAGCUUUCCACCACCUCCCAGGCCCUCAACGACGACGCGGCCUGGGAGCAGCGCCUGCUGUGCAGCAGGGAGCCCUACUACGUGCCCCUGACACUGGCGGAGAAGGCGGCGGCUGAGCGAAGCCGGCGCCCCGCCAAGCCCGCGUUCACGCCGCGCCAGAUCCGCCACCCCCUCUUCGAGAACAUCUCCAUGAACGAGGCGGCCAAGCGCCUGAUGGAGGAGGGGCGGCCUGUUGGCUCCGCCAUCUUCAGACCCAGCCACAAGGGUACGCGGAACAUAAUCCUGUCGCUGCGGAUGCCGGGGGGCCAGGUCUGGCACCUGGACAUCAUGGAAGGGCCCAAGGUCGGUGCUCUGUAUCGUACUUCUGGCUUCACGGUCAACCUGGGUCGCGUGUUUUUCCGAGGGGUCUCGGUCGCCGGCGAGGAGCCAGGCGUCUAUCGCAAUGGCAAGGGCACGGGGCAGCUGCAGCUGGGGACGCCGCUCAACAUGGAGGUCAUCCCGGGGAAGAAGCGAGAGGUGUACGAGGAGCUGGACGAGGUGGUGUCGCGCUUCGUGGAGCCCUUUGGCCUGCACUGCCAGGCCCUGCAGCGCUUCCGGCACUGGCGCGACGCAGCCUGGGAAGCCGCCAGCGAGGAGCUGGUGGCGCUCAAGGCGGGCGUGCCUGCCAACCAGGCCGUGUACUGCCUGGGCGUGGAGCCCCGCCAGCCCGGCAUGUUUUACCUGGGCUACGUGCUGGGCCGCACCCCACACCGCGAGUUCUUCAUGGUCACCCACAGGGGCUUCCACUUCCGGAAACAUGACUACCGCACUGUGGAGCACAUGGUCAACCAGUUCAAGAAAGCGCCGCGGGGCGACAGCUUCACAACCCCGGGGGCCAGGCACGCGGCAGCGCAGCCGGGAGCGGGCGCGGAGCCGCAACAGCCGCAGCCGCCCCAGCAGCCGCCGCAGCCGCCCGCAGAGGCGGUGCGUCCUCACUACGGCGCGCACUCCUACCCCGGCGCGUCGACUCAGGCGUACGACUAUCCGCCGUACCCCCCGCAGUACCAGUAUCCUCAAGCAGGGAAUCCGUACCCAGCCUACGCUGCUGGGGCUGGUGUGGCUCCGGGGCCACCCCCCGCCGUGAAUCCCGCUGUCGGAUAUGGGUAUGCUGCCCCUGCGUGGCAGCCACCCCUGCCACAGGGCUGA